GUACCUGAGAGAUGCUCUUGAGGGUGGUGACGAAGCACCGCAAAGCGACAAACACCCUCACGCCGAUGGAAGUGGUGAGAACGGCAGGGAGUCCAAGAGGGUUCGCUUUGGCGAGGACGAGGUCAGAGAGUAUGACCCAAACUCGCUCCCAGGGCUGAGUGAUCAAGAUCUUGGUGAUCUUCGGGAGCAUGAGCCAAGCGAGCCAGGUCUCCCUGACGAGGGCCAACAACCGGAUGAGCUUCGCAGUGAUCCGGAUUACCUGCCGGGUGGUAGCCCUGGUCAUGUCGAACAUGACGUUUAUGAUCCAAUAGACGUAGACGAAGGGGAUGCUGAGGUUGCACCCAGGAUGCUCAACUGCCUGUUGGCGCCCACAGUUGAUACCGUGGGGGAGCAGUUCUACGAUCUAGCAGGCUACCAGGCGACAGUUAUGCAGGCUGUCGAUUCGGAAGAUUUCUUUUCUUUUGUCGGUCAAGUGCGUAAACAGACACCAGCUAAGUACGAGGACCCUUCAGCCGGUGAGAUCAUCCAGAUACUGGAUCGGCAAGUGUGGCUUUCAAAGCCCUCUUCGGUCGUAGACGACCUUACCGGGCUCCCACUCGACCCGGACCUCACAUGGAAAGGCAUGCUUAAGGAAGCUGCCGCCAUGUCAGAUCUAGAGGUUGGUCGCCCGUGCACAUACGAGGAAGCCAAAGACUACUGCGCCGAGACUGGCGCUAAAGUGGUAAAAUCCCGUUUCGUGUUCACGGACAAAGCCGAUGUAGACGAGUCCAAGAUUGUAAGGGCGCGCUUAGUCGCCAAGGAGUUUGCCUUCCAUCAGCCAAGUGCGUUGGACCUGGGAAUAGCUUCUCAGACGGCAAGCAUAGAGGCAUUCAGGGGCUUCCUCUGCAGAGUUGUGCAGGACACCUUGGUGUUGUGGGGACUGGAUGUGUCUACCGCAUUCCUAUAUGCGAAGCUGGUCAUGGCAACAGUCUUGGAGCUCCCCUCGUGCUUCCAGCACUUGGACGGAAGCACAGUCUACAUGAUCUUAGACAAGGCCAUUUAUGGCCUUAGGCUUAUUUCCUUCGUUGAUUGUUGGGUGAAGAUGGAAGAAUUGUCUUUCUCGGUAGAGAAAUCCUCAAAAGGGGAAACGAGCCAGAAAGAAAAUGCGUCCAACCUCUGUACGCUAUCCUAUCCCCACUUAUACCGACAGUUCUUCAGCACGACAGGUUUCGCAGAUGACUGGUUUUUUACGCAGGUACCUGGGUCUGACAAUGUCUCAGACCUUAUGACCAAAAAUCUUUCAGCAAAGCAGACAUGGAGGUUCAUAGAGUUUCUUGGCUUCGAGCAAAGGGACAGUCGAAAUACUUUUAUAAACUAUUCCUUUGUCGAGUCGUCAUUGCUCUUGGUAGCACUUAAAAGCUUCUUAGCUCCAGCGCCUGAGUUUUCCGUCGAGCCUUGGCAGUCGUUUGUUGGUCAGUGCAAGCUUGAUACGCAACACAUGAUUUUACUUAUUGAGCUUUGCACUUCUGUCGGUGCUUGGUUGAGUCGUCUCAGCGAUUCAUAUGGAAUCUUGGCCAUACCGGUCACCAUCGAAGUCGAUGGAGCUCACCCAGAGACUGUGCGCGUGCUACAGAGUGCGCUUCGCCACGCAGGCAGAAAGAGAAUGCAUGUCAUCAUAUGGGCAAGCACUCCAUGCACGGGAGGUUCCCCGUGGCAACACCUGCACAGAGCCAGGGACGAGUCCCACUACGACCGUCACCUAAAAGGGCUCUACACAGUCCACAGGAAGCUCUGGCGAAGCUUCCUGAGCCUGGUGAACGUAUCACAGGCCCCCACCUGGGUGAUUGAAUGGCCGCAGAAAU
Molecule: messenger RNA, 1841 nt
Organism: Symbiodinium sp. CCMP2456
Lineage: Eukaryota; Dinophyceae; Suessiales; Symbiodiniaceae
Source: the annotation of a GenBank genome assembly